GAGGCGGAGGCGAAGGCGGCGGUGCGGGAGCAUCAUCGUCAUGGUUACCUCCGCGCGGCUCCGCUCUGCCACGGGCUCCCGGACCUGCGUCCGUCCGCCUGCGUGUGUCCGUGCCUCGGUCACCCCGCUCCCUCCUCCCCUGCUCUCUCCCUCCUCGUCUCCGUCUCCCCGUGCCUUCCAGAGGCAGAGCGCCGUGAAGCGCUGCCUGCGCGAUUCCUUUCCCGAGCUGCAGGAGAAGGGGAGAAGUUGCUCGCCCCACCCCGGCCCACCUUCCUCCUCCCCACAGGCAAGGACUGUGAAGGCACAAGGAGGACGUGCUCCAAGUUCCUCUCGUGGUUUCUUCCUUCCCAAGCACCGUGUUGGUGGUGAAGAUGCCAGGGCUGAUCAACCAGAGCUCCCGUUGCCCACUGCUGCUCACCGCCUCCGAGGUGACAUCCUGUGUCAGUGGAUAUGCCCUGGGCAUGACAGCAUCGCUCACCUACUGCAACCUGCAGGCACAGCCCUGCAAAGGGCUCUUCAUCUUCCCCCUGGAUGAAGGCACCACCGUCGUGGGAUUUGAGGCAGUGAUCUGCCAGCGUGCUGUGACCGUGCAGAUAAAGGACAAAGCCAAGAUUGACGACGUGUAUUUGAACAGCAUCAGCCUCCCUGAUGGAGGAGCUCCCAACGGGGGUGGAAGGAUUGUGAUGGAUGAGGACUUGGAGAGGAUUGCUUUUGUGGCCAACCUGGGCACGAUUCCUCCCCUGGAAAGCGUCUCCAUCUUCAUCAGCACCUCCUCUGAGCUGCAGACGCUGCCCAGCGGGGCCGUGCGGGUCCUCCUGCCAGCUGUGUGCGUCCCCAGGGUCCCUCAGCCCAGCCUGGAGAACACCAGCAGCCUUUCCAGCCACCUGCUGAGAAUGGACAAGCAGUGCUGUGCACUGGGGAGCCCAGAGCUUGGGAGCAGUUUCUGUCUGGCCCAGCUGCUGCAGAGUGAUGCCACCAACCCCUCUGAGUACGAGUUCAGCUUCCACCUGGAGAUCCGGGGGCCAUGCUUGCUGGCAGGCGUUGAGAGCCCCACGCACGAGAUCCGAGCAGAUGCCGACCCCUCCGCUCGCUCAGCGAAGAGCAUCGUCAUCACGUUGGCCAACAGGCACACAUUUGACAGACCUGUGGAGAUCCUCAUCCACCCGAGUGAGCCUCACAUGCCUCACAUCUUAAUGGAAAAAGGUGAUAUGACGCCUGCAGAGUACGAACAGCACUUGAAGGGGAAGAAUGAUUUCAUUAAGGGCACAAAGAAGGACCCCAGUGCUGAGAAAAAGACAGAAAUCAUCCGGAAGCGCCUGCACAAGGACAUCCCCCACCACCCUGUCCUCAUGCUGAACUUCUGCCCCGAGCUCAGCACGGCCCCGGCUGACCUGCAGAAAGCUGCUGGAGAAUUCAUCUUCCUGGUGGACUGCAGUGGGAGCAGCACGAGCAUCGGCCGUGCCAAGGAUGCUCUGUUGGUGGCCCUCAAGAGCCUGAUGCCAGCGUGCCUCUUCAACAUCAUCACCUUCAGCUCCACCUUCAAGAUCCUAUUCCCAGCCAGCAGGACGUACUGCGAGGAAAGCCUGGCCGUGGCCUGUGAGAGCAUCAGGAGGAUGCGUGAGGACACAGGGAGCCCCAACAUCUUGUCUCCUCUCAAGUGGAUUGUCCGCCAGCCCAUCCGCAGGGGCCACCCCCGCCUGCUCUUCCUGCUGUCUCACGGGGCUGUGGGCAACGCAGGGAUGGUGCUGGAGAUGCUGAGGAACCACGCCUGCUCCACCAGGUAUGGGGCACAGAGCUGGGGGGCUGCAGCUCACAGCCGAGCCCGUGUCAGGAAGACAGAAACCUCAAAGGGUUUGGAACAGAUCCCAGAAGUUCAGAUGCUUUUCUAACAAUCAAGCACAGGAGAAUUGGGCUG
Molecule: messenger RNA, 1915 nt
Organism: Meleagris gallopavo (turkey)
Lineage: Eukaryota; Metazoa; Chordata; Aves; Galliformes; Phasianidae
Source: RefSeq, a predicted model, not a curated record